Mycosarcoma maydis (corn smut) is the source of this 972-nucleotide messenger RNA. RefSeq names its product mitochondrial 37S ribosomal protein uS9m. The transcript has a single exon. Gene Ontology annotation, cellular component: ribosome; mitochondrial small ribosomal subunit. Gene Ontology annotation, biological process: translation. The coding region runs from base 1 to 972 and encodes 323 amino acids. NCBI's taxonomy places the organism in Eukaryota, Fungi, Basidiomycota, Ustilaginomycetes, Ustilaginales. Gene Ontology annotation, molecular function: RNA binding; structural constituent of ribosome. The record is from RefSeq and is a predicted model, not a curated record.
AUGCGGUUGGCGUCUUCGGCGUCUUGGGCGUCUUGGUCUGCGUACCAGGAAUCGCGCGUUCCACGAGCUCCGCCAGUGGCGCCGCUUGCUGCGCGCAUCAAGCCUACUUCUCCCGCGUACUACACUGGAAGACCGGCGUAUAUCGAUACGGUGCUGUCGCUCGAGGAGCUGACGCGCGAGGUGAAGCGGCUGCUCGAACAGGCGAAUCUGGUGCGUGCCAACUCGGGCGCGCCGUCGCUUGCUGCGGCGCGCCAGAACAUGUGGGUUAGCACGAGCGAGCUCGAGCGUAUUCUGGGAACCAACCUCAAGGCAGCGCAGUAUCGGCAGGUGAUCGCACGACUCGGACUGCUAGCUCGGUAUGCGACGCUGAUGCGCCAGCUCGAGUCGACGCAGCUCGAUGUGCACAAGCACGAGCUCGUAUCGAGGUACAACGCGACGUUGCAACGCUAUAUGAACGAAAGUGCCAAAGCAAACGAUGCACUAGCACAGACCGACACCGAUCAUGCGCUAUGGCUCGCAAGCCAGGCCAAGAUCGACGCUAGCGGCAGAGCGUAUUCGAUGGGAAGAAGGAAAGAGUCGUCCGCACAGGUCUGGAUUGUGGCUGCGCAACAAGUCGGGUCGAUCCUCGUCAAUAACCGAUCGAUCGAUGACUACUUUACCCGGACCGCCGAAAGGCAACUUGUCACAUGGCCCAUGAAGCUCACUUCGACACUGGCUGCGUACAAUGUCUUCGCUCUCUGUCGAGGUGGCGGCAAAAGCGGCCAGGCCGCAGCGCUCGCUCACGCUCUGGCCAACGCCAUCGUCGCACAUACCGGCCACAAUCUGCCCAUCCAACACGGCCUCGCUGCCAAGAAAUACGUCAAGGACAUCCUCGCUAAAGACGGCGUCUUGAAGAGAGACCCCAGGAUGGUCGAGAGGAAAAAAACCGGCCUCGCCAAAGCCAGAAAGGCCUUCACCUGGGUCAAGCGUUGA